AUGCCCGCGUCCGAACCUGCUUCGGCAGCACAACCAGCCAACGGCCACGGCGACCCGCAACGAACUCCCAACGCCGUCAGCAUACAGACGCCCGAGGCACCCCAGUCGCUCGACGACCUCCUCCGCUCCCCCCACAAUCCGGCCUACGCCAGCGGCAAUGGUGUCCCUCCGCAUUCGACCAACCUCUCGGCAUCCCCCGCUCGCGAUGAACGGCGCUGGAACGGCUUCCACCUCUGGCGCACCGAAUCCGAGGACGCCAAGCAGGCGCGCCAGCGCAGGGCCGUCGAGCAGCAUCUCGAGCAGGUCGAGCCCCCAUCGCAAUGGUCGCAGGUCGGCAAGAGGAUGGCGGAAAGCAUGCACAACCUGACCUCGCGCAGCAUGCUGAGCAUUUACCGACACACCGACCAGGUCGACUUCCGCUCCGACCGCCUCCACACCGACACCGACGACGAGGGAGACGACCGCGACGACCCCAGCCAGGACGCCGAGGCCAAGCUGACAUCGUUCGGCCUCAUGGUCCUCACCGUCAGCCUCGCAGGAGCGCAGCUGGCCUGGACGCUCGAGCUGGCUUACGGGACGCCCUACCUCCUCUCCCUCGGCCUCAAGGAGCAGAGCACCAGCCUCGUCUGGCUCGCCGGCCCGCUCAGCGGUCUCAUUGCUCAGCCCGUCAUCGGAUCCCUCUCGGACAAGUCGACGUCCAGCUUCCGACGCAGAAAGUUCAUGAUCGCCUCGGCGGCCCUCCUCACGGUGUCGACCCUCGUCCUGGCCUACUCGGUGCCGCUGUCGACCCUGCUGGUCGACCUCUUUGGCGGUGGCCUCGCCGACUGGGAUCCGCGCCGAGACUCGCUGGUGCGCACCGUGACGCAGUGGAUCAGCGUCAUCGCAUUUUGGAUCCUCGACUUUGCCCUCAACGGCCUGCAGGCGGCCAGCCGCGCCCUCAUCCUCGACAUUGCCCCCAGCUCGCAGCAGAGCGUCGCCAACGCCUGGCACGGCAGGAUGACGCACGCAGGCAACGUCGUGGGCUACCUCUGCGGCUGGCUCGAUCUUGGCCGCUGGAAGGGACUUCGAUGGCUCGGUGGCGGCCAGUUCCGUCGAUUUGCCGUCGUCAGCCUACUCGGCAUGCUCGCCUGCGUCACGGCCACCGUCACGGCCAUCAAGGAGUCGGUGCCCCUGCGCCACGGGCCUGCGCACCGUCCUAGCCUGCUCGAGCAGGCGCGUGGCACGCUCGAUAACGUCUGGCAGACGAUCCGACGCCUGCCGCGCCCCGUGCGACGCGUCUGCAUGGUGCAGCUCUUCGCCUACAUGGGAUGGUUCCCGUUCCUCUUCUACAGCACCACCUUUGUCCAGCAGAUCGACGGCGCCACCGUCAAGGCACGCUCGCACGACUCGGGCGCCGACACCAAGGCGGAGCGCGGCAGCUUUGCCAUGCUCAUGUUUGCCCUGGUGGCGCUCGCCUCGGGUGCGCUGCUGCCGUACCUCUCCCUGGCCAGGGAGCGGCGGAGCGGCGCCAUCGCCCUCCGCGAGGACAUCGACGGCGAGCGUCCCCUCGACGACGAUGCAGAGGCCCACGGCCAGCUCGAUCCGGAACUCGAGGCGAGCAUGCGGGCGAUGCAUGCUAGCGACGCCAUGACGCUCGGCGAGCGCAUCCGCCGUGGCAUCAGGCACGGUCUCACCCUGCGCACCCUGUGGACCCUGGCCUCGCUCUUGUUUGCGGUCCUGAUGGUCGCCACGUUUUUCGUCGAGACGGUGCAGCAGGCGACGCUGGUGAUUGCGCUGGUCGGCGUGCCGUGGAGCGUCGCCACCUGGGCCCCGUUCGCCAUGGUGGCCGAGUUUGUCCGCGAGGCCGAGGACGGCCAGUCUCCGUUCGAGUUCGACGGCGACCACUGGAGUCCGCGUCGGACGCAGGCCAGGGUCAAGGCGAGGAGGCGCAGCAGCCUGAUGAGGAGCGGCGAGUUCACCCGCGGACGGCGCGGCCUCGUCGAAGGCGCCAACGGCGAGCAGGACGUCAAGGCCCGCCUCAGCGCUGCGCUGGUCGACUGCGAGCCGCUGCGCGGGUCGAGCCAAUCGCCCCUCCGGCGCGAGACGGGCAGCCUCGUCGCCCGGGGCGGCGAGUCGGUGGCGUCUCUGCGUCCCGUUCAGCAGGUGCGGACCGAGACUGGACUCACGGCAGAGACGGAGGAUGGCGACUGGGAGAAUGCGCUGGUCGGCGCGGGCGAGGACGAGGAGCCCAAGUUUGGCGGCACGAUCCUGGGCAUCCACAACCUCGCCAUCGUCGCCCCGCAGUUUGUCGUGGCCAUCAUCAGCGCGCUGAUCUUCAGCGCCGUCGAAAGGGGCAACCGCGGCGGGUCGGGUCCGUCGAUGAUGCUGCAGCUGGGCCUUUCGCCCGGGCUGGUCGAGACGCUGCAGCGGGGCGGAGAUAAACCGGCCGAGGGCGUGGCGUGGGUGCUGCGGUUCGGCGGCAUGAUGGCCGUAUUUGCGGCGUUUGCGACGAGAUUCGUGCCGCUCACCGCGACGGAGAGGAGCAGGCGGGGCGAGACGACUUUGGGUGGCUCGGGAGGAACGAGAGGCGGAACAGACGAGGGAGAGGGAGGAAGCGAGGAUGGCCUAUGA
Pseudozyma flocculosa PF-1 is the source of this 2610-nucleotide messenger RNA. RefSeq lists its product as uncharacterized. Gene Ontology annotation, molecular function: sucrose:proton symporter activity. Gene Ontology annotation, biological process: transmembrane transport. Lineage: Eukaryota; Fungi; Basidiomycota; Ustilaginomycetes; Ustilaginales; Ustilaginaceae. The record is from RefSeq and is a predicted model, not a curated record. The coding region runs from base 1 to 2610 and encodes 869 amino acids. Gene Ontology annotation, cellular component: membrane. The transcript has a single exon.